This is a messenger RNA of Medicago truncatula (barrel medic), 2285 nucleotides long. RefSeq lists its product as uncharacterized. The transcript is spliced from 3 exons. The record is from RefSeq and is a predicted model, not a curated record. The coding region runs from base 93 to 1946 and encodes 617 amino acids. Lineage: Eukaryota; Viridiplantae; Streptophyta; Magnoliopsida; Fabales; Fabaceae.
AAGAGAAAAAUUAGAUUCACAAAUCACAAUACAACUUGAAUAUAUAAAGGAAACUCAUAAACAAGAUUGAAACAAGAAAGAAAAAAAGAAGAAUGGUUCGAAAAGGUGAUAUUGUUUGGGUAAGAGAAAUUCAGUUCCCUCACAACAACAACAACUACAAUUGGUCUCCAGCUUUAGUUACAUCUUCCAACCACCUCGGCAUCUCACUUUCCUUCUUCAACAACCCCAACACCACACAACGCACCUUCUUUCUUCAAUCCGAAGUUAUUCCUUUCGAUGAAUUACCCUUUUCAAACGAUACAUUUCAAUGCGAAGCCUUCCGUUCUGCACUUAGGUUAUUCGGUCUCAGAAUCGUUUCAAGUUUGCGGUGCCGUUGUAUAACGGGUCAUAACCAAGAGGAGAGGGUUUUACACGGGUCGGGUUAUCAGUUUGACCCGGUUGGAGUUUUGGCUUUUGUUUUAGAUGCUGCUGUUUUGCCUUGGGUUGAGGCUUCGUGUGCUGUUGAUGCUGUUAAAGUCGUUGCUCAGGUUCAUGCUUUUCGUCACUACUCUUCAAUUAAGCAGAAGAAAGUCUACAGAGAAGCUCCAAAAUUAGGUGAUAAUGUGAAGGUGCAUCAAUGUCCCUCUUUGAGUCAGAAAAAAAUUACCACUGAUGCUAUAAGAAGAUUGAAGCCAACAGUUCCUGAUCUGGAAGGACAUUCUGUACAGUUGUUUCAGAAUAAAAUUUUGAUUAUUCCAGACGCUGCAGCUACCAGUGGUAAGGCUGAACUCUUUAUGCAUUCUCCUGCCUUAAGCCCGUUCCACAUUUGGGGAAAGAAUCUAAAGUUGGAAAGGAAGAACCAUCCGAGACUUAAAAAUAUAUUAGAGCAUGGAAUGGUUGAUAUGUGCUUUGAAAAUUGUUCUAGAAUGAGUGAAGCUCAUUUUUCUAUCGCUUCCAAUUUCAAGACUCAUUUCUCUAGUUUGCCUGACAUAGAAACCACUAUAUGCCUUAACAGAAAAAGAAAGCGACCAGAUAAACAUGCUUUAUGUCCUCAAAUUGGCAGAGCUCAAGAAAAUGAAGGUUUUGCAUACAUCUCAAAAAAUACCAGACCUAGGAUCUCAAACAUCAGUACUCUUGAACCAGAAGAAAGUAUUCGAAAAGACAUUCUGUCCUGCACACACUUUCAUGAAACUAGCAUAAUCUUCACUGAUGAGGUCCAUAAAGUGGAUAUGGAAAGAUUUCAAAACUUGAUGUUCCAACAGUCUUUUACAUGUGAAUCAUCUCCUAGUUUAGCGUCUGGCUUCCAUUCUGAUAAUCUUGAGGCUAAUGCCAGUGCAACAAAAGUAAAAUCUGUAUUAAGAUCUAGCUCUUCUGUUUACCAGGAGAGGCUGCAAAGAAGUUGUGAUGGUGAUAUAAGUAUAACACCUCUUAAGCCAAAAGAGUCAGCAAGAUUAAAAUCAUUUUCUGGAGAUCGUUCGCCAAUUAUAUUCAGUUCAAAAGUCAGAGAGCAAUCAGAAACUCAUGUUCCCAUUUGUUCUAAAUUUCUGAACAUGAAGUUCCCCAAGAAUUUCAAUCUACCAUCAAAGGAACAUUUGAUAAAGAAGUUCAGUGUAUUUGGCACUGUAGAUUCUUCAAACACACGUGUCUUUUGUUACACUGGAUCAGCUCGGGUGGCUUUUUUCAAAGAAAGUGACGCAGUUGCUGCAUAUCAAUUUGCCAAAAGAAAGGUCCAGUUUGGUGAGGCUAAUAUCCGGUUUUGGCUAGAUCCUUUUGAACACAAACGAAGAAAGUUGAAGAAUUUAUAUCAUGUGCAUCCCUCAGCAAAACUAACAGGAUCACCUCUGAAAUCAUGUCUGAAAAAAUCCAAUUCCUUGAAACAGGAAAACAUAAAGAAACGUAGGAUGUUCAAUGCAACUCAACAUAAAAGAACUAUGCAGGUUAUGAACAUUGGUUCCUUGGAGUUAUAAUUUCUUAAAGUCACUGAAUUAUGUUCGUCUAAUACAUUGAGUAGAGAUCUGAAAGCUCAAAUGAGUGUAGUGAGUGUUGACUGCACUGAUUAUAGAAAAUCCUUCUCUGUAGUUAAAAUCUGAACCAUUAGACUGAUUAUAGGAAAUCCUUUUCUGUAGUUCAGCCAAGGAGGAUUUACUUUCACAUUGAAUGAACGUAAAACCAAACAAAUCAAACAAGUACUCGUAUAGAUUCGCGAAACAUUGUUAUAAAUGGUUUUGCACAAAUGAACCGGUUCAUUCCAAUAAUUUUCUUCAAAAGACAUCACUCAUAAAAUACAUAAAAUUUGAAAACACAUU